Molecule: messenger RNA, 1589 nt
Organism: Sapajus apella (tufted capuchin)
Lineage: Eukaryota; Metazoa; Chordata; Mammalia; Primates; Cebidae
Gene: VPS36
Product: vacuolar protein sorting 36 homolog
Exons: 14
Coding region: 78-1238 (386 amino acids)
Biological process (GO): protein transport to vacuole involved in ubiquitin-dependent protein catabolic process via the multivesicular body sorting pathway
Cellular component (GO): late endosome membrane; ESCRT II complex
Molecular function (GO): ubiquitin binding; phosphatidylinositol-3-phosphate binding
Source: RefSeq, a predicted model, not a curated record
CUGACGCUAGGGGGCGCCGCAGGCUGCCCGGCACUCAGCUCGCUGCCCCGGAGCGCCGGGGCGGGGACGCGGCGGCCAUGGACCGCUUCGUUUGGACCAGCGGCCUCCUGGAGAUAAACGAAACCCUAGUGAUCCAGCAGCGCGGGGUGCGAAUAUACGACGGCGAGGAGAAGAUAAAAUUUGAUGCUGGGACUCUCCUUCUUAGUACACACCGACUGAUUUGGAGAGAUCAGAAAAAUCAUGAAUGCUGCAUGGCCAUUCUUCUUUCCCAAAUUGUGUUCAUUGAAGAACAGGCAGCUGGAAUUGGGAAGAGUGCCAAAAUAGUGGUUCAUCUUCACCCAGCUCCUCCUAACAAAGAACCUGGCCCAUUCCAGAGUAGUAAGAACUCCUACAUCAAACUGUCCUUCAAAGAACAUGGCCAGAUUGAGUUUUACAGGCGUUUAUCAGAGGAAAUGACACAGAGAAGAUGGGAGAAUAUGCCAGUUUCCCAGUCAUUACAAACAAAUAGAGGACCCCAGCCAGGAAGAAUAAAGGCUGUAGGAAUUGUAGGCAUUGAAAGGAAACUGGAAGAAAAAAGAAAAGAAACUGACAAAAACAUUUCUGAGGCCUUUGAAGACCUCAGCAAACUAAUGAUCAAGGCUAAGGAAAUGGUGGAGUUAUCAAAAUCAAUUGCUAAUAAAAUUAAAGACAAACAAGGUGACAUCACAGAAGAUGAGACCAUAAGGUUUAAAUCCUACUUACUAAGCAUGGGAAUAGCUAAUCCAGUUACCAGAGAAACCUACGGCUCAGGCACACAGUACCACAUGCAGCUGGCCAAACAGCUGGCUGGAAUAUUGCAGGCACCUUUAGAGGAACGAGGGGGAAUAAUGUCACUCACAGAGGUGUACUGCUUAGUAAACCGAGCUCGAGGAAUGGAAUUGCUCUCACCAGAAGAUUUAGUGAAUGCAUGCAAAAUGCUGGAAGCACUGAAAUUACCUCUCAGGCUCCGUGUGUUUGACAGUGGCGUCAUGGUAAUUGAGCUUCAGUCUCACAAAGAAGAGGAAAUGGUGGCCUCAGCCCUGGAGACAGUUUCGGAAAAGGGAUCCCUAACAUCAGAAGAGUUUGCUAAGCUCGUGGGAAUGUCUGUCCUCCUGGCCAAAGAAAGGUUGCUGCUUGCAGAGAAGAUGGGCCAUCUUUGCCGUGAUGACUCAGUGGAAGGCCUGCGUUUUUACCCAAAUUUAUUUAUGACACAGAGCUAAGGGUUUUGUAUUUAAAAUCGUUUUUGUCCAUAUGCUUGUGUCAUAUAGAGGUUGUAUGACAUAGAGCUAAGAGAUAAACCCUGAUCAACUGAGAAUUUAUUCAAACUUCACAGUGUAAUAUAAAACUCUUUUAAUUUCUCACUAAAUAUGGUCCAGGAAAUUUAUUUAGGAUACACAUAGGAAAAUACAGAACAGUGAAUGCCAACAUGACUUUAAAAUCAUGCUAUAGUUGUGCAGAAGCCUGAGUUUAACUUGAAAUAUAGUGCAUUUUAACUUGAUCCUCAAAUCUAAUUAUUUUGUAAAGAAGGGAAUUUAGUUUUGCAGAGACUAAAAAGAGAAGUUGCAUGUUCG